AUGUUCAGAUACGCCUUGCUCGCCCUGACGUCCUUUCUUCUUCAAAUUUCUUACGCUGUUCAAGAACCAAGACAACAUAUUAUAUAUCCUCCAACUGGCGGAGACAUUCCCCUAAUGCUGUCAGAAGGCGGCUGGUACGGUGAUUUUGGCGUCACAUGGUUUCCCCGAUGCGAGUUCGGUGGUAGCGUUGGCGGCGUUGUGCAUGGCUGGCCAGCCAAAGGUGGUUUCUACUCACGUCUCUGCUCUGUAGCGGAACUCGAGUUCUUGGGCCUUGACCGAUUCGAGCCGUCGGACAAACCAGACGACCCUGAGAACGAGGAAGCUCACUGCGCCAAAAUGCGCCAGCUAGGAGCCAAUUGGUAUCGUGACCCUGACCACAAACUACGCGCCGGACGGAAGUACCGGAACAAAGAACCAGAUGCACCAAUUCUAUUUGUCGGUUGGCCUGCCAGUGGUGGUGUUUGGACCCUUAAUACCAACUUUUCACAAUGUGCACGAAAGGGCUUGGCGAGGAUUGACAACGCGUUCACAAUGGAAGAGCGCUGCAAGAUGAUUGAGAAACUUGGGGGAACAUUUUAUGCCGAUCCGAAGGAGUGUCCUCAUCUAGACCUUGAUGGUUCUCGAGAGGGAGACAGUAGUAAAAGCUACUAG
Molecule: messenger RNA, 651 nt
Organism: Fusarium poae
Lineage: Eukaryota; Fungi; Ascomycota; Sordariomycetes; Hypocreales; Nectriaceae
Exons: 1
Coding region: 1-651 (216 amino acids)
Source: RefSeq, a predicted model, not a curated record